CUUUUUCUGUUUUGAAUUUUGUUCAGGCGCUCAACAUGAUGCACUUUGGGGUCCUAACUAGCAACGGAAGCUAGCGGAAGGGAAAGGAGUAAACCAUCCCAUUAAAACUACCUUAUCUCCUGGGUUUGUUUUUGGCUUAUUUUGAAGCAGAAUGCCGGCUGAGCGCAAGAAAUCAGUAAAUGUGGAUGAGAAAGAGACCGGCACCUUCGGUAACAAGGAGAGGGAGAAAGACCGAGACGGCGAUAGAAGAGCGACGUUCUCCCGAGACAAGGGCAGAGAUGAGAGCAAAAUGAGCGGAAAGAAAGAGGGCGGCAAGUCUGCCGACGAGAAGAAGCGCAGGAUCGAAGAGGAGAAGAGGCGGAAAGAAGAGAAGGAGCGGAAAAAGAGGGAGGAGGAGAAGCAGAAGGCUGAAGAGGAGCAGAAGAGGAAGGAAGAAGAAGAGCGAAAGCAGCAGGAGGAACAGGAAAAGAGGCUGCUGGAGGAGGAAGCUAAACGACAGAAAGAAGAGGAGGCAGCUCAGCUGAAGGAGAAGGAGGAAGCUCAGCAGCUGCACCAGGAGGCGUGGGAGAGACACCAAACCAGAAAGGAGCUGCGUGUGAAGAAUCAGCACGCGCAAGAGAGCCGCCCUGAAGAAGCCUUUUUCAGCCGUCUGGAUUCCAGCCUGAAGAAGAACACGGCCUUUGUUAAGAAGCUUCGAACGCUCACGGAGCAGCAGCGCAGUUCGCUCUCGCACGACUUCGACUCGCUCAAUCUCAGCAAGUACAUCGGCGAGGCGGUCAGCUCGCUGGUGGAAGCCAAGCUGAAGAUCUCGGAUGUGGGCUGCGCCGUACACCUGUGCUCACUUUUCCACCAGCGCUACUCCGACUUUGCUCCACAGCUCCUAGCCGCCUGGAAGAGGCACUUCGAGGCGCGUAAGGAGGAGAAAGCUCCGAACGUGAGCAAGCUGCGCACAGACCUGCGCUUCAUAGCCGAGCUCACUAUCGUGGGCCUGUUCACCGAUAAGGAAGGGCUCUCUCUGAUCUACGAGCAGCUGAAGAACAUCAUCGGGGCGGACCGUGAAAGCCACACCCACGUCUCCGUGGUGAUCAGCUUCUGCAAGCACUGCGGAGACGACAUCGCCGGGUUGGUGCCUCGCCGCGUGAAGAGCGCGGCGGAGAAGUUCAGCCUGGUCUUUCCUCCCAGCGAGAUCAUCAACGCCGAGAAGCAGCAGCCCUUCCAGAACUUGCUCAGAGAGUAUUUCACGUCUCUCACCAAGCACCUGAAGAAAGAUCACAGAGAGCUGCAGAACAUCGAAAGACAAAACAGGCGUAUCCUUCACUCGAAAGGAGAGCUGAGCGAGGAUAGACAUAAGCAGUAUGAGGAGUUUGCAACGUGCUACCAGAAGCUGCUGGCUAACACUCAGUCUCUGGCUGAUCUACUGGAUGAGAACAUGCCUGAGCUGCCUCAGGAUAAAACUGUCCAAGAAGAACACGGUCCAGGUAUCGACAUCUUCACUCCAGGGAAACCUGGAGACUACGAGCUGGACGGUGGGAUCUGGGAGGACGAGGAUGCGAGGAACUUUUACGAAAACCUGGUGGACCUGAAGGCUUUCGUACCUGCCAUUCUGUUCAAGGACAACGAAAAGACGAGCCAGAACAAAGACAAGGAGGAGAGCAAAGAAGCUAAAGAAGGACGUGAGGGGAAAGACGUGAGCUGCACAGAGGAGCUAGAACUGGAGCUCGAGGCUCUGGAUAUCACAGACGACCCUCUAGAGCUAGAAGCUGCUGAUGAGGCUGAGAAUGAAGAACUGGCCAAGAAACUCCUCGAUGAGCAAGAACAAGAGGACGAAGAAGCCAGCACUGGAUCUCAUCUCAAACUCAUCGUCGACGCUUUCAUCCAGCAGCUUCCCAACUGUGUCAACAGAGACCUGAUCGACAAGGCUGCGAUGGACUUCUGUAUGAAUAUGAACACGAAGUCCAACCGCAGGAAGCUGGUCCGUGCGCUCUUCACCGUUCCCAGGCAGAGACUGGAUCUGUUGCCUUUCUAUUCACGGUUGGUGGCCACUCUGCACCCGUGCAUGUCUGAUGUUGCGGAGGAUCUCUGCUCCAUGCUCAAAGGAGACUUCCGAUUCCAUGUAAGAAAGAAGGACCAAAUUAACAUUGAGACCAAGAAUAAGACGGUGAGGUUUAUUGGCGAGUUGGCCAAGUUCAAAAUGUUUUCCAAAACGGACACGCUGCAUUGCCUGAAGAUGCUGCUGUCUGAUUUCUCUCAUCACCAUAUCGAAAUGUCCUGCACUUUACUGGAGACGUGCGGACGCUUCCUCUUUAGGUCACCUGACUCGCACUUGCGUACUAGCGUCCUACUGGAGCAAAUGAUGCGGAAAAAGCAGGCACAGCACCUGGACGCUCGCUACGUGACGAUGGUUGAGAACGCCUACUACUACUGCAACCCUCCACCCAUGGAGAAAACCGUGCGCAAGAAGAGGCCUCCUCUGCAGGAGUAUAUCCGCAAACUGCUCUACAAAGACCUGUCGAAGGUUACCACUGAGAAGGUUUUAAGACAGAUGCGCAAAUUGCCCUGGCACGACGCAGAUUUGAAGAGCUACCUGAUCUGCUGCAUGGUGAACAUCUGGAACGUGAAGUACAACAGUAUCCACUGUGUGGCUAACUUGCUGGCCGGGCUAGUCGCAUAUCAGGAGGACGUCGGUAUACACGUCGUGGAUGGAGUACUGGAGGAUAUACGCCUUGGCAUGGAGGUGAACCAGCCGAAGUUUAACCAGCGGCGCAUCAGCAGUGCGAAGUUCCUGGGCGAGCUGUACAACUACCGCAUGGUGGAGUCGGCCGUGAUCUUCCGCACGCUUUUCUCUUUCAUCUCAUUCGGUGUGAAUCAGGACGGCUCACCCAGUCCUCUGGAUCCUCCUGAACACCUGUUUCGCAUCCGCUUGGUGUGCACGCUGCUCGACACCUGCGGCCAGUACUUCGAUCGUGGCUCCAGCAAGAAGAAGCUGGACUGCUUCCUCAUCUACUUCCAGAGAUAUAUCUGGUGGAAAAAGAGUUUGGAGGUGUGGACUAAAGAUCACCAGUUUCCCAUCGAUAUCGACUACAUGAUCAGUGACAUGUUGGAUUUACUGAGACCCAAAAUGCACCUGUGCUGCUCUCUGGAGGAAGCCUGCCAUCAGGUCACUGAACUCGAGAGAGAAGUCCUCAUCAAACUGGGCUUUGCUAUAGAGAAGGAUGGAAGCUGUUCCAGCACCGUGGGAGAAGGAGAGGCUCUCGAUGAGGAGGACGAGGAAGACGAAGACGAACGUGGAGCAGAGACAGAAGAGCAGUCCGGAAACGAGAGCGAAAUGAACGAACCUGAGGAGGAGGAAGGCUCUGAGAACGAGGAAGAAGAGCACGACGAGGAGGAAGAAAACACAGACUACCUGACAGACUCCAAUAAAGAGAACGAGACAGACGAGGAAAAUAACGAGGUGAUGAUUCGUGGCGGAGGUCUGAAGCACGUGGCCUGCGCUGAGGACGACGACUUUAUUCAGGCUCUGGAUAAGAUGAUGCUGGAAAACCUGCAGCAGCGCAGUGGCGAGGCAGUGAAAGUGCAUCAGCUCGACGUUGCUAUCCCGCUGCAGCUGAAGAGUCAGCUGAAGAAAGGCUCCGCCCCCGCGUGCGCAGGAGACGCAGACGCUGACAUCGACACCAUGCAGUUCGUCAUGCUGACCAGGAAAGGCAACAAACAGCAGUUUAAGAUCCUGAACGUGCCGCUGUCGUCACAUCUGGCCGCCAAUCACUUCAACCAGCAGCAGGCAGAGCAGGAGGAGCGCAUGCGUAUGAAGAAACUCACUCUAGACAUCAACGAACGACAGGAACAGGAAGACUACCAGGAGAUGAUGCAGUCGCUGGCUCAGAGACCUGCCCCUGCUAACACAAACCGAGAGCGCAGACCGCGCUACCAGCACCCUAAAGGAGCACCAAACGCAGACCUGAUAUUCAAGACUGGGGGAAGGAGACGCUGAGUGAGCGAAUGAUCGCAUGAAGAAGAGAGAGAAACAAAGGGAGAGCGUGGUGCACUGCUCCCUCACUGAUGGGAAACCGUACCCGCUACAGACUCCAACUACACCAACCUGAGAGGAGAGCAAGACGACGAAGACGAGCCCCAUCAGCUCUACGGCUGCGGAGUUCAACGACCAGUACGGUUCACACACAGAAGAACAAGAUAUGGACACACAUACACACACACACACACACAAACAGAUAUCUCCAAUUACAGACAGAGGACAUAUGAUGGACAGACAGGCUCCAGAGCACAGACUGCAAAUGUGUGAAGGGUUGCAGAGGGUCAGUAUUUGGUGUGAGUGUGUUUAGUUGUUUCUGCAGCUGCAUCACACUGCAACGAGGAGAACGUGGUGACCAACUUGCACAGGGUUAGGAACUCAUCCUUCACAGGUGAAACGUGAAAACUCAAAAGGAAACAGGGCCCGAAAAAAAAGGAACAAAAUGUUUUGUUAUAAUAGGCAGAUCAAGACACGGGAGAGUGAGAGUACUGUAGAACAUGCUGCUUCCCUCAGCAGAGGCAGAGGAAUUAGAUAAGAGGUGGAAACAUUGUUUAUUUUUCUUGGCCAAGCUUUCUGAGUUGUAAAUCAUUUGCACUCCUGGAUCUGUAUUUUUCUUUCUUUCUUUUUUUCCUUUGUGCUUUAUAUCAGUUUUUGAAUGAAUAAUCCCUUUUCCCUGUCACAUUCGGCUAACUCUAGCGGCAAGUGAUUUUCUCUCUGUUCAGCAGUUUAUAUUAAAAAUAGAAAUGUGUUCUUAGAGAUGGCAUAGACCUCAGCAUAUGCUUUAUGUCACUGAAUAUUAUUAAUAUGCAUUAAAGUGAAUUAAUUGCUGUGA
Molecule: messenger RNA, 4859 nt
Organism: Pangasianodon hypophthalmus (striped catfish)
Lineage: Eukaryota; Metazoa; Chordata; Actinopteri; Siluriformes; Pangasiidae
Gene: upf2
Product: UPF2 regulator of nonsense mediated mRNA decay
Exons: 22
Coding region: 152-3988 (1278 amino acids)
Biological process (GO): nuclear-transcribed mRNA catabolic process, nonsense-mediated decay
Cellular component (GO): cytoplasm; exon-exon junction complex
Molecular function (GO): protein binding; RNA binding
Source: RefSeq, a predicted model, not a curated record